Pseudophryne corroboree (corroboree frog) is the source of this 758-nucleotide messenger RNA. RefSeq names its product pancreatic progenitor cell differentiation and proliferation factor (gene PPDPF). Lineage: Eukaryota; Metazoa; Chordata; Amphibia; Anura; Myobatrachidae. The transcript is spliced from 5 exons. Gene Ontology annotation, biological process: cell differentiation; multicellular organism development. The record is from RefSeq and is a predicted model, not a curated record. The coding region runs from base 176 to 517 and encodes 113 amino acids.
CUGUCGGCAGCACAUAAUAUUGUGAUCCCAUAUCUGGUCGUGGAGACAAGUCCCAGCUUCUCCUUCUCAAAUGGGCCCCGUCGCCUAGCGUCUAACCCCCAGAGCCAGGCUCCUGAGGACAUCACAAGUCGGAAUACAGGGUUUAUACCAUCUUAAGGAAAACAAGGUUUGAAACAUGGCAUCCAUUCCAUCAAGUGGCUCUCUUGUCGCAACCCAUGACUAUUACCGCAGACGCCUGGGAUCCACCUCCAGUAACAGCUCGUGUGGGAGUGUGGACUACUCUGGAGAGGUUAUUCCUCACCACCCAGGUCUUCCAAAGUCCGAUCCUGGUCACUGGUGGGCCAGCUUUUUCUUUGGUAAACCAUCACAUCUCACCAUGACCACUGUUUCAGAAUCCCCAGAGAACUCAGGAAGCUUUCGCAUGACCAAUGGCCUGCUCCCAUGUGGCCUGGCUCAGGAGACAGUGAGGAAGAACAAUAUCAGUGACACCAAGACUGACUCCAGCGCCUCUGUCUGACCCCUUCAUGCAUUCCCCUCCUCACUGGAAGACGCUGGGUGGCGGAGCCCAAUCCCUCCCCCACCCCUCCCCCUCUAUUAUAGACUGCUCCCAUUGCUUUAGUCAUCCUUUUUGUUUUAUUAAUAUAACAAAUAAGCUGUUUUUGCUACAUUGGUCAUACUGAAACAUUCUUAAUUGUUUGGUACCUUGCCUUAUGAGGCCUUUUUUUUUGUACUUGUGUAAUAAAGGUGGGCAGUCUCAA